GUUUGACCUUCGUCGGCUACCGUACCACCAAGCAGCGAGGAGUAUCACUGCCACCUCGGAGUGUGUCCGGGUGUGUUGUAUGAAGAAGAAGAAGGACCUCUCCACUGACGGGACCGUAGAAAUGACCAAACACUCACCGUCACAUUUCAAGAAUACUUUAAAGCGACACAGUGACGUUUGAUCGACGCUCCAGACGACAGAGUUAGUGUUUCCGAGUCUUAUUUCCUUGCUCGUUUAUCUUCGAUCGCGUGAAAGGCUCAGGGCUCAGAUGUAGUGAAAGUAUCCCUGUGUGUUCUUCCCACCUGAGUUAUACUCUACUGCGUCAGACACCGACAGUGAUGCGUUUCAACGAGAAGGAGCUGAUGUCUCUGAGCCGCCAGCCCUCAGAGAAAGCAGCUGAGCUGGGGAUGAGAGGACCCAAGAAAGGAGACGUAGUGAAGAAGAGACUGGUGAAACUGGUUGUUAACUUCCUCUUUUAUUUUCGGACUGAUGAGGAGGAGCCAAUAGGAGCUUUGCUGCUGGAACAAUGUAGGGUGGAGAAGGAGGACAGCCAGACUUUCUCUGUUGCAUUUUUGGAUGAAGCUGAGAAGAAGUACCUUUUUGAGUGCGACUCCGAGGAACAGUGUGGGGAGUGGGUAGACUCCAUCAUCAGGGCCAGUUAUGAGUUCAUGAGGAAAAACCUGAUAUUCUACAGAACAGAAAUCCACAGGCUCACCGGUAAGGACCCUUUGGAGCAGUACGGUAUAUCAGAUGAAACUCGCUUCCAGGUCAGUAAUGGCCUGCAGCUGAUGACGAGAGAUACCUCCUCACUGUAAAAACAGCAUCCCGUGUUCAGAUGUUUCCAUUUGUUAUUUUAGUUAACACUGCUAUUUCUGCAUUCACUCCACUGGUUAGAAGUACAUGACAUUUACAUUAGCACACAAGCGUUUCACAUUUUCAUUGAUUUGAAUGUUGUAAAUGUUGCUCCACACUUACAGAGAGGAUCUUAAAGGAGAAUAUCUGAUACUUGCAAAAGGAGAACAACAAACAUUUCUUGUACGUUGAUAUCAAUCAAUGUAGGCAACAUAAUGCUUAGUUUGUGGGAUUUUAUACACAACUUUUUGUAUCAUAUUCAGACUUGACCUUGGUGAAUUGGUUGCCCAUGUAAAACAUGUUUUAUACUCUAUAUUUUCUACUAAACAUGCUGUCCUUAAAGACAAUGUGAUUUCAUUUUGAUCUGAAUUUUAUUUUGCUGUCGAUCUGUUGCUGUGACUUUUUCAGGACAAUUAGUAAUAUGAAUUCGGGUGUGUUUAAUACAUUUAUUUACAGGACCAAUUUAGUGGAAAUAAAAUAUCAGUCAUUUAAGAAAAUACACACUGUCUGAAGCAGUUUAUGAUUUUAGAUAUUUUGCCAACCUUAGAAAACCUUUGGCACUUUAUAACUGUAUGGGCCCCUUGAUCUGCUGAGUUGAGCCAUUCAUUCUACUCUUCUUUUUUUUUUAAGUUUAUGAAAAUUUUUUAGUUAUCCCAAUUUAUGAUAACCAUCCAGCCCAUUUAGACCUGCUAGUUUUAAAUACUGCUUUUGCACAUCACUGGGAGCUUAGGGUUUAUUUUGUUUAUAAACAAAAAAAUCAAUAAUUUACUUGAAUCUACUGAACCUUUUCUGUGGCACUUGGAAUCAGAUUCCUUUAGCUAAGCUGUCAUACAAUGCUGGGACAAUUGACUUGUGACCUGACCUGUUUCUUUUUUGUCUUUGUCAAUACCACAAAAAGUCCUUUGUCACUGUGGCCACCACACAGCCAAUUUUAUGUUGCAGCCAAUGUUUAGGUGAAAUUUCACUGAUAACAUUUCACUAUGUGGUAUGCUGCACCCUUCUAACUGUUUUAUGAAUUCUGCAGUCAGGAGUCCUAAAAUAUGUCAUUGAAUGUGUUUUCUUUAUAAACUUUUGCACAUUAUAUUUGUUGAGUCUGUUUUUACUUCAUGUUCAGUCAUGUUUAUGUCACUGGCAACUCUUUUAUUUUACUAAUAAAGCCAUUUAAUAGAUACUUCAAAA
Molecule: messenger RNA, 2031 nt
Organism: Notolabrus celidotus (New Zealand spotty)
Lineage: Eukaryota; Metazoa; Chordata; Actinopteri; Labriformes; Labridae
Gene: plekhj1
Product: pleckstrin homology domain containing, family J member 1
Exons: 6
Coding region: 339-815 (158 amino acids)
Biological process (GO): retrograde transport, endosome to Golgi; receptor recycling; endosome organization
Cellular component (GO): trans-Golgi network; recycling endosome; early endosome
Source: RefSeq, a predicted model, not a curated record